Cladocopium goreaui is the source of this 3762-nucleotide messenger RNA. Lineage: Eukaryota; Dinophyceae; Suessiales; Symbiodiniaceae. The record is from the annotation of a GenBank genome assembly.
AUGGUUGCCUUGCGCAAUGCUCGUGUUCGGCGCUAUGUCCUUCUUUGCCAUUUCUUCUGCUUUUGGCAUUUCGCAGCGCGAACCUUACAGUUCUCUGCCCUGCCGCCGAAUACAAAGCUGUUGAAGGACGUGGAGCACAAUGAGAUGCCAAACUGGAUUCGUGAGCAAAUGUGUGAUUUGGGGUAUGAUAAAGGCGUCUCAGACAACAUGGCCAAGGCGCUCUCAUUUUACAGCCCUUCGGUCUUGGUGGAGGCUUCUCGAGAGAGUUUGCUGGGUGCGCUGCAACAGACAUUCCCAGAUGAUGCACAGCGGAUGAUCAUGGCCCAAAGCCUUUAUGACCGCAUUCAGAAGGGCAUUUCCCAACCACAACCCGUUUCUCGGCAAAGAUUGGUUUCAGUUGUUGCCCGAGUUCGUUGUGUUUUGUUUCUCGUUGAUGUGAGACAGCGUUUAUGUUUCUGUGGCUGCUUUGCUUGGUUUCAGGUUCAGAGCGAUGUUCCCGAGAAUGUCAAGGCCUUCGCACGAGCUUUGGAUGAUGCAGAGCUGGAAGGGCAAAUUCUCAGAACGGAAAAGGGCAGUUUCAAGUUGCAAAACGUUUCUGAAAUUUGGGACGAGAAGCAGUUCUACGUGCGGGACUGCUACACAGAAAUUGCCGACAUCAUGUUGAAGAAAAAGCCCCCCGUGAUGUCGCUGCUGGGCUCGUCUGGGAUCGGCAAGUCCAAUUUUCUGGUAUAUUUAAUCUGGCGUCGCUUCCAAGACAGUGAGCUUAAAGACUUCCCAGUUUUUCUGCACCAGGGGGACAUCAUCCAUCGGUUUCAGAAGGGCGAAGAGCCAAAGAAGGUCGAUGCCGAUACUUUGUAUUCAGCCUCUGCACAAGCUUUGUAUAUCAUGGAUGCCGACAUUGAUGUGGCACAUACGGUCUUUUGCCAGUCUUUGUGGAUUACCUCUGCGCGGAGGCCGGAGACAGCGGCUUUCAACACCGAGCAUUUCAAGAAAGCCGAGCGCUUUUCUGGGCAGUUCUUUAUGCCACCAUGGACGUUGACGGAGAUGCUGAGUGCAGAGGUCAUGGCCUUACACAAGCUGAAUGAGGAGGUUGUCAAGGAACGCUUCGGCAUCUUUGGUGGCACUGCGAGGCUUGUUUUGGAGAGGGACGAGACAAGGGCAGGCGUCGACCGAAGAAGGCUCGUAGAGGCCGUGCAGUCAGCAGAUGCGCUGCAAUGCCUUAAAGUAUCGUCUGACAUGAAAGCCAUAAGCAAGACGACGCACUUGCUGGUGAAGAUGAUGCCAUGGCCAGACUUCAGCUGGUUUGAUGUGCAGUUGUCGUCUCCCUAUGUUCGGCAAGAGCUGGUGAAGCAAAACAGAGCAAAACGAGCCCAAGCUCUUUGGGAUCGUAUUGAUGAUGGGAUGAUUACGGGCAUCGGUUUUGCAUUGUUUGAGGAAGAGUUCCGCCAGUUCAUGCAGGACAAGUCCAUCGGCAAGUUCAAGCUCCGAGCCAGAUGCUUGACAGCUGAGGGGAAGGGGUCUGAUACAACACAGGAACUCCAAGGUGGUCUUGAAGGAGUGCUGAUUUCGGGCAAUCCCGCAGCAGACAUCAAGGAUGGCGAAUACUACCAGCCGCAGAGCAAAAACUUUCCUGCCUUUGACUCAUGGACCUCACAGGGCAUUUUUCAGCUGACGAUUGCCGAUAAACAUGACAUCACCUUCAAUGACAGUGGCAAGGCAAUGGACGUGACGAAGACGCAGGCGUCUAAGAUUGUGGAUGCACUUUGCAAGAAGCAUGACAGCAAAGCCAAAUUCUUCUUUGUCGUUCCGCAGUUUCAGUUUGAUAAGUGGAAGACUGUGCAGACAGUGAAACAGCCAGAGAUGGCUGAGAAGAUUGAGCAAUGGGUCGUGUGCUUUGAACAGAACCUUCCGAAGAUCGGCUGGAUCCUCCAGACUUGCCGUCUGGCGCCCGUGCAGGAGGCGGAAGCGCUCAGGGCUUUGCGUGAGUGCUGCUGCCUGCUCACGGACCUGUACGAGCUGGCGGGACGAGAGGCUCCUGCACAGCCUCUUGAAUCGAGGGCAGGCCCCUUGGAAGAGGAGACCGGGCCAGAGGUGAAGAUCGAAGAGAGUAGAGAGACCGCCCAAAGCAGCGAGGCUGCGAGAGCAAGGUCUGAGGAUCCAGUUGAAGAAAAGAAGAAGAAGAAAGAUAAGAAGAGGAGCCGCAAGAAGGAGAAGUCAGCAAGUGAGGACCCUGGCACGGGAGAAAGGUCUCCUGAAAACAAAGUAAGGAGGAAAAGGAGGAAGUCUAUAGACGACGCGGAAGGAGAAGGUCCAGACGCAGAGCACGAAGGAGGAAGGACAGAGGUCAAAGAGGAGGACGCCAACCCGGGGGAUACCCCUGCAAGAGGUGUCACCGAGGAGGAAGACUUGCAAGAGAGGAUCGACAACUUCGUCGCCAACAACCCCAGGUCAUACGAGCUUGGGACAUUGCCAAUCAGAGACCGAGAGCGGCGAGAUUCGCCAGAGGCAGAUCCGGGAGACACCAGCCGGAGGCCGCCGGAGCCCCUACAUCCCCCCCCGGGAUACCACGGCCGGCGAGAGGACGACGACGAGAUCAGAAGGAGGAGAUCACCACAACCAAAGAAGAACAAGGGAAGGAAGCACAGGACGCGAGGCGUCAAAGCGGUGUUGGAGGCAGCCACGUACUUUCACCAAGGGUGCACGGUGUUGGGUGCAAUCAAGGGUUUCGAGGUCCGAGAGGGAGAGGUCUCUCUUCGGGUGACCUUGCGGGGAACUUCGCACGAGGGGUCGCUGAAGAUGCCCUCCGGAGCCCCAGAGACCACUUACAAGAUACACCCAUGCCCACGGGCCUUCCAGCAGGAGGAGGUCUCGGAUUACACCUGGCAUGCUCGAAAGGUAAGGCUCUUGGGCCUGGUGGAGUCGGAAACAGGAUGGGUUAUGAAAUGGCAGGCGGUCCAACCAGAGAAACGAGGAAGUCAGAUCGGAAGCAAAGGAAACGACAAGGGCAGGAGCGUCAAGGAGGAAAGACGAGGUGCCCGGGAAGGCAUGCGCCCCUGGGGCAUAGAGGAGACGGGGGGAAGGCCCCUUGGAGAGGAGCUGACAUCGGGGGUGGUUACCCCUGGCCGAUACCUCUGCCGCAAAUCGUAUCUUGGGCUCCCUGCCAUAGAGGAGGCGGGGGGAAGGCCCCCUGGAGGAGAGGUGACAUCGGGGGUGAUUACCCUUGGCCGACACAAUGAGACGAGGGAGAAGUCCCUUGGAAAAGAUAUGGCUGGGGAGCCCGGCCGAACUGAUGGCGGCUAUGGUGAGGGGAUGGAAGUGGCCCUCUGCCGCAAAUCGUAUCUUGGGCUCCCUGCCAUAGAGGAGGCAGGGGGAAGGCGCCCUGGAGACGAGGUGACAUCGGGGGUGAUUACCCCUGGCCGAUACAAUGAGGCGAGGGAGAAGUCCCUUGGCAAAGAUAUGACUGGGGAGCCCGGCCGAACUGAUGGCGGCUAUGAAGAGGGGAUGGAAGUGGCCCUCUGCCGCAAAUCGCAUCUUGGGCUUCCUGGAGCAGCCGGGACGGAGUGCUUUGGCCAUGGCUGCGCUGAGCAAUCAAUGCAUGAGGCUGCCCCGAAGUGGGCAAGCACGAAUUCCUUUUCUACGCGCGGGGCGGCUGCGGCUAGCUCUGGCUUUGCGGAUGGCAUGGCCCUUGCAAUAACGGCCGAAGCUUUUCAGUCCGCCCAUCGAAAAAAGGACGCAGAUCAAUGUGUGACUGGGAAAUCUUAG